AUGGUCGGCCAACAGUACUCCAGUGCUCCAUUGCGGACAGUCAAAGAAGUCCAGUUUGGUCUGUUUUCUCCAGAGGAAGUCCGUGCUAUCAGUGUGGCAAAGAUCAAGUUCCCCGAGACGAUGGAUGAAACGCAGACAAGAGCCAAGAUCGGUGGGUUGAAUGACCCAAGACUGGGUUCGAUCGACCGUAAUCUGAAAUGUCAAACCUGUCAGGAAGGUAUGAGCGAGUGUCCCGGGCAUUUCGGUCACAUAGAUCUGGCUAAACCUGUCUUCCACGUUGGGUUCAUCACAAAGAUCAAGAAAGUUUGUGAGUGUGUGUGCAUGCACUGUGGGAAACUACUUUUGGACGAAAAUAACGAACAGAUGCGUCAAGUGAUGGCCAUCAAGGAUCCCAAAAAGAGAUUCAACGCAACCUGGGCUCUUUGUAAAACUAAAAUGGUGUGUGAGACAGACGUACCCUCCGAAAACGACCCCACCAAACUAGUGUCUAGAGGUGGUUGUGGCAACACCCAACCUACUGUCCGUAAAGAUGGGUUGAAGCUGGUAGGUAGUUGGAAAAGGAAAAAAACAAUUGAAGGUGAAGAACCGGAACAGAGAGUGCUGAGCACAGAAGAAAUCCUGAACAUCUUCAAACAUAUUUCCACGGAAGACUUUAUAAGACUGGGGUUCAACGAAGAAUUCUCGCGUCCCGAAUGGAUGAUUCUCACGGUGCUCCCCGUACCUCCUCCACCUGUGCGUCCCUCCAUUUCAUUCAACGAAUCGCAAAGAGGUGAGGAUGAUUUAACUUUCAAGUUGGCUGAUAUUUUGAAGGCAAAUAUUAGUUUAGAGACUCUAGAACACAACGGUGCCCCGCAUCACGCCAUCGAGGAAGCAGAAAGUUUGCUGCAGUUCCACGUUGCAACUUACAUGGAUAAUGAUAUCGCGGGUCAACCUCAAGCGUUGCAGAAGUCUGGCCGGCCUGUCAAGUCCAUCCGUGCCCGUUUAAAGGGUAAAGAGGGGCGUAUCAGAGGUAACCUGAUGGGGAAGCGUGUCGAUUUUUCUGCCAGAACAGUUAUUUCGGGUGAUCCAAACUUAGAGUUAGAUCAAGUGGGUGUCCCCAAAUCUAUCGCCAGAACUUUGACGUACCCAGAAGUUGUAACACCGUACAACAUUGAUCGUUUAACGCAGUUGGUACGGAACGGUCCUAAUGAACAUCCCGGUGCCAAAUAUGUCAUUCGUGAAAAUGGUGACCGUAUCGAUUUGAGGUACAGUAAGAGAGCCGGUGAUGUGCAGUUGCAGUACGGGUGGAAGGUAGAGCGUCAUAUCAUGGACGAUGAUCCUGUUCUGUUCAAUCGUCAACCUUCGCUACAUAAAAUGUCCAUGAUGGCUCACAAAGUCAAGGUGAUACCUUACUCUACUUUCAGGUUAAAUCUGUCCGUUACAUCUCCCUACAAUGCCGAUUUUGAUGGUGACGAAAUGAAUUUACAUGUUCCUCAAUCCGAGGAGACGAGGGCAGAGUUAUCCCAACUUUGUGCCGUUCCCCUACAGAUUGUAUCUCCACAAUCGAAUAAGCCCUGUAUGGGGAUUGUACAAGAUACUUUGUGUGGUAUUCGUAUUUUAACGUUGAGAGAUACGUUCUUGGAGCUUGACCAUGUUCUUAACAUGUUAUAUUGGGUUCCUGAUUGGGAUGGUGUGAUUCCAACUCCUGCUAUCUUGAAACCAAAACCUUUGUGGACCGGUAAACAGAUUCUAUCUGUGGCCAUUCCAAAUGGUAUUCAUCUACAGCGUUUUGAUGAAGGCACUACAUUGUUAUCGCCAAAGGAUAAUGGUAUGUUGAUUAUUGAUGGGCAAAUUAUAUUUGGUGUUGUCGAUAAGAAGACCGUCGGUUCUUCGAGCGGUGGUUUGAUUCAUGUCGUUACUAGAGAAAAGGGUCCGCAGACCUGUGCAAGGUUAUUUGGUAAUAUUCAAAAAGUGGUAAAUUUCUGGUUGUUGCAUAACGGGUUUUCGACCGGUAUUGGUGAUACCAUUGCUGAUGGUGCUACAAUUAAGGAAAUUACCGAGACAAUUGCUGAAGCCAAAAAGAAGGUCGAAGAAGUUACCAAAGAAGCUCAAGCCAACUUGCUGACUGCAAAGCAUGGUAUGACACUACGUGAAUCUUUUGAGGAUAACGUCGUGCGUUUCCUGAACGAAGCAAGAGACAAAGCUGGUCGUCUAGCUGAAGUCAACCUGAACGAUACAAACUUCGUGAAACAGAUGGUCAGCGCCGGUUCCAAGGGUUCGUUUAUUAAUAUUGCACAAAUGUCGGCCUGUGUCGGUCAACAAUCCGUCGAAGGUAAACGUAUUGGUUUUGGUUUUGUGGAUCGUACUCUGCCCCAUUUUUCAAAGGACGAUUAUUCUCCAGAAUCCAAGGGUUUUGUUGAGAACUCCUAUCUAAGAGGGUUGACUCCUCAGGAAUUCUUUUUCCAUGCUAUGGGUGGUCGUGAAGGUUUAAUUGAUACUGCUGUCAAGACUGCCGAAACUGGGUAUAUUCAACGUCGUUUGGUUAAGGCUUUGGAAGAUAUCAUGGUCCACUACGAUAACACUACCAGAAACUCCCUUGGUAACGUCAUCCAAUUCAUCUAUGGUGAAGACGGUAUUGAUGCAUCUUACAUCGAGAAACAGUCCCUAGAUACCAUUGGGGGUUCUGAUGCUGCUUUCGAAAAGAAAUACAGAAUAGAUUUGAUGAAUGUUCAAAAUUCGUUGGAUCCAACGCUAUUGGAAUCCGGCUCUGAAAUUACUGGUGAUCUGAAAUUACAAACGCUUCUAGAUGAGGAAUACAAGCAACUCGUUAAAGACCGUGCCUUUUUGAGAAACGUGUUUGUGGAUGGUGAGUCUAACUGGCCACUACCUGUUAAUAUCAGACGUAUCAUCCAAAAUGCUCAGCAGACAUUCAGAAUCGAUCACUCGAAACCAUCUGACUUAACAAUUCGCGAUAUCAUUGAUAGUGUGAAUGAACUUCAAUCGAAGUUGUUGGUGCUACGUGGUAAGAGUGAAAUCAUCGAAAGGGCGCAGACAGACGCUGUAACCUUGUUCUGUUGUUUGGUACGUUCGCGUUUAGCCACACGGAGGGUGCUUAAGGAAUACAGAUUAACAAAAGAGGCGUUUAACUGGGUUUUGAAUAACAUCGAGGCGCAAUUUUUGCGUUCUGUCGUUCAUCCUGGUGAAAUGGUGGGUGUGUUAGCUGCUCAAUCUAUCGGUGAACCUGCGACACAGAUGACACUGAACACUUUCCAUUUUGCCGGUGUUGCUUCGAAGAAAGUUACCUCCGGUGUUCCUCGGUUAAAGGAAAUUUUAAAUGUUGCCAAAAACAUGAAAACUCCUUCUUUAACAGUUUAUCUGAAGGACGACUACUCAUCUGACCAAGAAAAAGCAAAAUUAAUUAGAUCCGCUAUAGAACACACGACGUUAAAGAGUGUCACAGUUGCCUCUGAAAUUUACUAUGAUCCUGAUCCACGUUCUACGGUUAUUGAAGAAGAUGAAGAAAUUAUUCAACUACAUUUCUCUCUACUGGACGAUGAAAUGGAAUCCUCAUUAGAUCAACAAUCGCCUUGGUUGCUACGUCUUGAACUAGAUCGUGCAGCUAUGAACGAUAAAGAUUUAACCAUGGGUCAAGUUGGUGAAAGGAUUAAGGAAACAUUUAAGAACGAUCUGUUCGUUAUUUGGUCUGAAGAUAAUGCCGAGAAACUGAUUAUUCGUUGUCGUGUUGUUCGUCCAAAGUCACUGGACGCUGAAACUGAGGCAGAAGAAGAUCAUAUGUUGAAGAAGAUCGAAAACACUAUGUUGGAAAACAUCACUUUGCGUGGUGUCGAAAACAUUGAGCGUGUUGUCAUGAUGAAAUAUGACCGUAAAGUUCCUAACGAGAGCGGUGAGUACCAGAAGGUACCUGAGUGGGUGCUAGAAUCAGAUGGUGUUAAUCUAGCUGAGGUUAUGCAAGUUCCUGGCGUUGAUGCUACGAGAAUUUAUACCAACUCGUUUAUCGACAUCAUGGAAGUCCUUGGUAUCGAAGCUGGUCGUGCUGCAUUGUACAAGGAAGUCUACAAUGUUAUUGCUUCCGAUGGUUCGUACGUGAACUACCGUCAUAUGGCAUUGCUUGUUGAUGUAAUGACGACACAAGGUGGUUUGACUUCAGUGACACGUCACGGUUUCAACAGAUCCAAUACCGGUGCGUUAAUGAGAUGUUCUUUCGAAGAAACUGUCGAAAUUUUGUUUGAAGCCGGUGCUGCUGCCGAACUAGAUGACUGUCGUGGUGUAUCAGAGAAUGUUCUAUUGGGUCAAAUGGCUCCAAUUGGUACUGGUGCGUUUGACGUCAUGAUUGAUGAAGAAUCCUUAAUGAAGUAUAUGCCGGAACAAAAGAUCUCUGAACUUGAAGACGGUGAAGAAGGUGGCGCAACUCCAUACUCUGACGAGCACGGCCUGGCCAAUGCCAAUAUCGACAUCAAAGAUGAACUAAUGUUUUCCCCUCUGGUCGAUUCUGGUUCUACAGAUGCAAUGUCAGGUGGGUUUACUGCUUACGGUGGUGCAGAAUACGGUGGCGCCACGUCGCCGUUUGGUGCGUAUGGUGAUGCCCCUGCGUCUCCUGGUUUUGGUGGGGUGUCCUCUCCAGGAUUUUCCCCGACGUCCCCAGCAUACUCUCCAACGUCGCCGUCUUAUUCUCCAACUUCGCCAAGUUAUAGCCCAACAUCACCUUCAUAUUCUCCUACCUCGCCUUCCUACUCCCCCACUUCCCCAAGCUAUUCCCCAACCUCUCCAUCAUACUCUCCUACCUCUCCCUCCUACUCUCCAACGUCUCCAUCAUAUUCUCCAACAUCACCCUCAUACUCACCAACUUCGCCAAGUUACAGCCCAACAUCACCUUCGUACUCACCGACAUCUCCAAGCUAUAGUCCAACAUCUCCAAGCUACAGCCCUACAUCUCCUUCCUAUUCACCAACUUCACCAAGCUACAGUCCUACAUCUCCAUCUUACUCUCCAACCUCACCCUCGUACUCACCCACCUCACCUUCCUACUCCCCAACAUCUCCAAACUAUAGUCCAACUUCUCCUUCAUAUUCUCCAACCUCUCCAAACUAUAGUCCAGGUUCUCCUACGUACUCUCCUGGCUCUGAGGAUGAAGCAGAGAAGAAAAAAAAUGAAGAGAAUAAACAAUGA
Huiozyma naganishii CBS 8797 is the source of this 5166-nucleotide messenger RNA. It is a transcript of the gene RPO21, whose product is annotated as DNA-directed RNA polymerase II subunit RPB1. Gene Ontology annotation, cellular component: RNA polymerase II, core complex. Gene Ontology annotation, molecular function: DNA binding. Lineage: Eukaryota; Fungi; Ascomycota; Saccharomycetes; Saccharomycetales; Saccharomycetaceae. The record is from RefSeq and is a predicted model, not a curated record. The transcript has a single exon. The coding region runs from base 1 to 5166 and encodes 1721 amino acids. Gene Ontology annotation, biological process: transcription by RNA polymerase II.